Molecule: messenger RNA, 2509 nt
Organism: Prorocentrum cordatum
Lineage: Eukaryota; Dinophyceae; Prorocentrales; Prorocentraceae
Source: the annotation of a GenBank genome assembly
CUCGACGGGCACAGGCUGUGGGACAGGGCCUGCUCGUUUCUACCAAAAUCCAGCGCCUUGAGAGGGAGUUCAUGACUGAGCGUUUCGAUAUGGCGGGUGUUAUCGAGACUCGCAUGUGGGUCGACCUUGACGUCACGAAGGUGCACUAUCGAGUCGUUGGUUCUGCUGCUGACAGUGGCGGCCUUUUUGGUGUCCAGCUGUGGCUUAACUUCUCGCUGCGCAUCAAGAUCUUGCAGUGCAUGCCAGUGUCGCCGAGGAUACUGUCCGUGACCAUGGUCUGCGAGAACGGCGAGUUGAUUGUUGGUGUCUUGCAUUCGCUUAUCAAUGGAUCUGCCGAUGCAGGUCCUUUCUAUGGGGAGGUUUCUCGUGAUCUUGGCAAGCUCCGGCAUGAGCACCCACGCGCACGGGUUGUCCUCCUCGCGGACAUGAGCGCAAAGAUCAGGAGCGUGUCUGCCACUGGCAUUGGCCAAGUUGGGAGCGAAGUUGAAAACGAGGAUGGCUCACACCUCAGAUACUUCAUCCUCGAGAAGGGCCUCGUCGCCGUCAACGCGGGCGAGCAAGGCUGCCGGAGUGAUGCUUUCUGGACCUGGACUGGCUCACGCGGCCACCACUCACGAAUCGAUCAUCAGCUGUUCCGCGGUUUGGUGAACGAUGUCGUGACGGAGAGGGCUGUGAACAGGAAGAUCGAGCUUACCGAAAGCGAACGUGAUGACCAUUGUGUUGUCCAAGCAGUUUUGUCUUUGUCUGUGGAUGCUGCUGGCGCGUCGCACAAGCCAGAGCGCGCCGGCGACGACGGCCUGGGCGCCGCCAUGCCGCGAGCAUCCAAGGAGAAACUUCUGAACCCAGCUUUGCGCAGACACUUCGAGUGGUGGAUGGCCUCUUUCAAUCUUUGCGACUCUGUUGGUAUUGACGACCAUCUUGAGAUGUUGUGCCAACGUGUGCGCAACGGCAGCGGCAUCUUCAAGGGUGGAAUCGAGGCCCCAAGAAGGUCGGUGAAACUCGAUCGGAAUGUCAUGUUGGACCGGACACACAUCGCUGCAGAGAAAGCGGGGGAGAAAGGCGACAUGCGGAAGUUGUUCAAGCUAGCCAAAUUCGCAUCCGGCACGGUCGCCAGCCGGCUCCGCAGCGCGCGCUGGGAGGAUGGCUCCCGGACACAAUCCCAAGAACAAUGCCUGGAUCGCUUCGCAGAUCAUUUCUGCGAGGUGCUCGGCGCCGACGAGUUCGAAGGGCGGGGCCUGCCAGUAGAGAGCGAGUCCGACGACGAUGCCGAGAUUUUGGGCGAGUGCCCUUGUAUCGAGCGCAUCUGCAAGGGCAUAUCUCGGCUAAAGAACGACAAGGGUUUGGGCUUCGACGGCAUCGGCGGUGAGCUGCUCAAAGCAGGUGGCUUCGCCAUGGCUCCCGCUCUGCACAAGCUGAACGCGAAGAUCUGGCAACAGAAGCGGUGGCCUCGACGAUGGCGCGGAGGGCGGCUGCAGGAGCUGCCCAGGAGAGGUGACAACGCCAACGUGGAGAACUACCGCGGGUUGCUCAUCGGUGCGUACGAACAGUACAUACCUGACGCGCAGUGCGGCGCUAUUGCGGGCAAGGGGGCCGAUUUCGCCAGCGACUUCAUACGAAGUGUGCAGGCGUGCACAAAGGCAUGGGGCAAGCCCCUUGGGCUGCUUUCCUUGGACCUCACCAAGGCGUAUGACCGCGUGAUCAGAGAGCUCGUGUUCGGAUGGUUCCAGACGGGGCCGUCGGACACCAUGCGCCGGCAGCGCGGCAUCGCUGCUUUGCGGAAGCUGGGGUUGUCCAGUGCGCAGGCCCACUGCAUCGCCCGAGAGAUUGCCAAGGACACAAUUCUGACGGGAAUGGGCAUCACGGGCGCCAGCGCGAAGUUGCUCAAGUCGAUGCACUUUUCUUUUUGGUUUCGCAUGAAAGGAGCCAAGCGCAAGCUGGUUGUCAGGCGAGGUGGCCGCCAAGGCUGCCUGUUUGGCAGCAUCCUGUUCAACGCCGUGUACGGCAAGGCUCUGAAAGAGUUCUCUGCCGACUGCGAUGCCCACGGCAUCCCGGUCAAGGUGCGCUUCUCCAGAGGGGGCCCUUUCAAACAAGACCAGGCUGACGCAUCGGCGCAAGGCGAGCGCAGUAUCCUCGACAUCACCUUUGUUGACGACGAAGCCGUGAUGGUUGUGGCAGCAGUUCGCAAAACUAUGUCUACCAAGUUUGCUUUCGUAGUCAACUGGCUGCGCCGAUGUUUCCACAAGUGCGCCCGGGAAAUCAACUGGGAAGCGGGUGAGACAGAGGGCAUCUUGAUGCGGAGAGGCAGGCGUGCAAGGACAGAGAAGCUCAAGCUGCGGAAAGCCAACGGCCGGCAGCGCUUUCCUGUGGGUGGCAAGAAACGCAGACACAGGCGCAAGUCAGCCUCGGACGGUUUGGACCAGGCCGUCGACGUUGGCAUCGUCAAGCAAUGCAAGCACCUUGGAGGCAUCAUCGAGGAGAACGGCAGCAUGUUCCCCGAGGUGCGCAACAG